Cotesia congregata is the source of this 2220-nucleotide messenger RNA. The record is from the annotation of a GenBank genome assembly. NCBI's taxonomy places the organism in Eukaryota, Metazoa, Arthropoda, Insecta, Hymenoptera, Braconidae.
AUGGAGGAAAGUCUUGAAGAAGAGCCCCAACCUAUUAAUGCAGAAGAAAUACAUGAAGAUAUCACAGAUGAAAUAGAAGAUUAUUUUACGGAUAGUUCAGAAGAAUUUAAUGAUGCAGAACAAAUUGAAAGUGCUUCUCAUGAAAGAGGAAUGGAUUCUGAUAGUGAUGAAGACAACAAUAGUAAUGACAGUAGUGACAGUGAUUCUGAGGAUACGAGCAGUUUGAGCAAAGCUUUUUUUAAAAUAAAAAACCCAACAAUUAAUAUUCCUUUUUUAUCGAACCCAAACUUUUAUGAAAAUGAUCAUUUGUUGGCCAUCAUUGCGAUUUCUAUGCGCAACAAUCUUUCAUUUGAAGCUACAUUGUCGAUAUUAUCUUGGAUGAAGUUAACGCACAAUAACAAUAACCUUCCAACGACGAAAAAAGCUCUGUGGAAAGCAUUAAAUCGUGACGACACAUUGAUAACAAGUCAUUUAUAUUGUGGUAUUUGUAAAGAACAUCUUGGAAUAGGAAAAAAGCCACUCAUGAAUCUUAAUUUGACGAGCCAAUUAUCUGAACUUUUUAAAGUACCAGAUAUUGAAAAAUCUUUAAGUUAUCGAUUCACAAGAGAAAAAAAAGAUUUAUCAGCUAUAGAAGAUAUAUUCGAUGGACAAGUUUAUAAGGAUUUAUGUUUACCUGGAAAUUUUUUGGACAAUCCAUUAAAUUUUUCACUAACAAUCAACACAGACGGUUGUCAGGUAGCUAAAUCAUCAAAGGCUAGUGCAUGGCCCGUUUACUUGCAGAUUAAUGAAUUACCUCCACACUUACGUAAAAAGCACAUGCUUUUGGCUGGAGUUUUUGUAGAUUUAUGCCAUCCAUCUUUGAAUCUUUUAUUACGUCCGAUAGUCACGGAAAUUCAAGAAUUAAAUAAAACUGGAAUUGAUUGGAAGACCUCAGAAGGUAGAAAAGUUAAAUCAAAAUUUGUAGUGACAACCUGCAGUGUUGAUUCCCCAGCCAGAUCUCUAAUUAUGAGAAUGAAACAAUUUAAUGGAUAUAAUGGAUGUUCAUUUUGUUACGCAAUGGGAGAACAUCGUGGAAAUAAGCACAUAUAUCCACGAAGUCACUCUUACGGAAAUCUGCGAACUGAUGAAGAAAUAAGAGGUGACAUGCUCACUGCCUAUGAAACCAAGACAACUACUAAUGGUAUUAAGGGAAUUUCUUCAUUAGCUGGUUUGCCAGAAUUCGAUCUGGGUAAGGGACUUGCCGUUGAGUGUUUACAUGCGGUUUUCUUGGGAGCUGUAAAACAGCAUACAAAUUUAUUUCUUACUGUAACAGAUUCUCCAUUUUACAUUGGAGAUCCAGUUAGUAAACAAAGAAUUGAUAAUCGCUUACUAUCAAUAAAACCUCCUUCUCGUCGUUCUCGACUGCCGCGAAAAUUAGAGACGUUUAAUAACUGGAAAGGCUCACAGCUAAGAAACUGGUUAGAUUAUGCUGCUCCAUGCUUAGAUGGCAUAUUAGACAUGAAAUACAUCAAACACUUUACUCUUUUAUCUCAAGCUGUGCAUUAUUUGAAUGGAGAUUCUGUAUCAACAACUGAUCUUGAAAACGCUGGAAUUCUCAUAGAAAAAUACGUAACACAGUUUGAAGAAUUGUUUGGGUUAGACCAAAUGAGUUUUAAUCUACAUUUAUUACCUCAUGUGGUCAUAACAAUUAAGAAUUUAGGGCCUAUGUGGGCACAUAAUGCUUCAAUCUAUGAAUCGUGGAAUAAAAAAAUUUUGGACAAAGUAACAAGUCCUCAUGGAAGAGCUGACCAAAUAGUUACACGAUUUUUGAUGACCAAGUUUAUAGAAUCGACCGUUUAUAGUAAUUCUAUUUCUGCUGAUACUAAGAAAUUUAUAUGUAACACUCUAAAAAUGCCUAACUUGAAUAAUGAAAUCGUAAUGAAUGAGAAUUUUCAAGCACUGAGCAGCCCUGAAACUAUCGUCCUCCAAGAAACUGAGCUCAAUGAACUUCGAGAAAUGGGUUAUACUCCAAAAAACUCCCCGUCGUCAUACGCUAAAAUCAAAGUGAAUGGAAUUGAUUACAUUAGGAAGAAUGAUAACGAUAAUAAAUUUUGUAACUCAAUAAUAUCUUACAACAAAGGGUUUGGAGAAAUAUUAUCUAUAAUUGAGUUUGAAAAUGAAGAUAAUUGUAUAAUUCAAGGAUUUUUCGUAAAAGUUUACAUUUUAAAAAAAAAAUGCUUA